This is a messenger RNA of Eurytemora carolleeae, 3066 nucleotides long. RefSeq names its product dynein intermediate chain 2, ciliary. Gene Ontology annotation, molecular function: dynein light chain binding; dynein heavy chain binding. Gene Ontology annotation, cellular component: outer dynein arm. Lineage: Eukaryota; Metazoa; Arthropoda; Copepoda; Calanoida; Temoridae. The transcript is spliced from 35 exons. The record is from RefSeq and is a predicted model, not a curated record. Gene Ontology annotation, biological process: cilium movement; outer dynein arm assembly. Bases 1 to 2661 code for a protein of 886 amino acids.
AUGUAUACACUGGACAGGGCUACACUACCAACCUUACAAGAGACACCUAAACUUAAGCCUUUUGGAAAGGCAACGACGCUUAGCACUUUGAAGUCAUUAAACAAGGAUGGAAAACCAAAGGAAAGUACAUCAACUAGCAAUGAAGAUGCACCUGCUCCGGCUGCUGAUGCUGCUGAUGCUGCUGCUGAUACUGCUGCUCCGGUUGCUCCAGUUCAAGUCAGUUUUAUGCCAAGUGUGGCAGCGGGAAAAUUUCUUAAACUCUGUCGACAGGAGUUGGCUGCUAAAGGUAAAGAGUUGCCUACAGCUCUUGUUAAGAAAGAUAUUACUAAAAUUACUGUCACUGAAGCAGCAGGAUUUUUAUGGAAAACCAAACGAAGGAAAUCUCAAGCUGGGGUAGCGGACAGAAGACAGAGUAAUGGCGUCAUCUGGGACUUCCUACGAGGAUCUCAGGCAGUUGAUCGGUGGGUGGCUCUGGAUAAAAAUGAGGAUAAUAGAGCAGUGGUUAGGACAGAGAUGAAACAGUUUAUUGAGAAGGAAAUGGUAAGGAAGAAAAGUUUGGCUCCGUCUUUGCUUAGCAGGGCCGGAAGUGGUGGGGAUGAAGCGCAUGGUAUCCUGGAAGGAAUCUCCUCCUUGCAUUCAUGGAUUAAAACUCAAACAAUGAUCCGACCAACGAAACUUGGAAAAAAGAGAGACUCAGUUUAUGACGAGGAAGAUGACGAGGAUGUUGUUAUUUCGCUUUGCUCCAAAGAUCCGCAGGCCAGUAAGAAUGUUGUAAGAUUUGAUCACACCUGUGGAGAAUUUAUGCCAAUCAAGCUAACAGAAUGGAUGAUUGAUCAUCUUGAGAUUGAGAGUAAAGUAAUUCACAAGGAUAGUGAGGAAGCAAAGAGACAGCGCCAAGAUUCUCAUAGUCCAGAUAACUCCUCUUCCAGGAAAGGAUCAAGAGGGCAGACAUUAAAGUCAGGAAAUAACAGCGAAGAAGAGGAUGUGACUAUUGAUAACGACGUUAAACUAAAAGAAAAGAAGAAGAAGAAGGACAAGAAAAGAAGAGAUUCUGGAGGCUCAGAGGGAUCAGACAAUGGAGAUGUGAAGUUAACAAACCAGUUUUCAUUCGUCGAGAGAGCUACACAAACUAUGAACAAUUCGUUAAAGAAUACUGAGAUGCAGACCGCCCCACCAGCACGUGGAAACUACUCUGAGACGGUGAACCAAUGGUUGAUCUAUGAUAACUAUGUCAUAUAUGAGACAGCUAAAGAACUGGCGGAAGAGAAGGAGAAUAAAAAGGAUCAAAAAGAGAACAAGAUUAAAAGACGCCGAAUGAUAGAGAAUACAAAGGAGAACCUAAACCAAGAAAUAAACAAGAGAAUGAUCCGAGCAGCAAGAAUACUUGAAAGAAUGGUUAAUCAAAAUACAUAUGAUGAUAUUGCACAAGAUUUCCGGUUUUACGAGGAUGCUUCGGAUGAGUUCAAGGAAGUUGAAGGAACCCUUCUCCCUCUCUGGAAGUUUGAAUAUGAGAAAGCAAAAAAGCUAGAGAUCACCUCUUUGUGCUGGAAUCCUGCCUACAGUGAUCUAUUUGUUGCUGGGAUGGGAUCAUAUAAUUUUUAUGAGCAGUCUGUUCCCGGCGUUAUCUGCGUAUUUUCUCUAAAGAAUCCUUCCUUCCCAGAAUAUCUGUGCCAGGCCCCUUCGGGAGUUAUGAGCGUUGAUAUUCAUCCUCAGCAUCCACACAUGAUUGUAGCUGGGCUACACGAUGGAAAUAUAGCUGUAUACAAUCUUCAAAAAAAUACUGGAAAUCCUUGCUAUACAUCAGAUGCAAGAAAUGGGAAACAUACCGAGGUUAUUUGGCAGGUGAAAUGGGGAAAAGAUAAUCUGGAUGGAUAUUUAAAUUUCUACUCAGUUUCUGGAGAUGGUCGAGUUUCCAACUGGACAAUAGUGAAGACAGCUCUAUGGUAUAAUGAUACACUUCUCAUCAACUUCUCUAAAACAUUACACAAUCUAGGAGAAGACUCUAUAACAACUCAACUCAUGGACAGUGGUCGAGCCAUAGCGUUCAAACCUGAUGAUGAGAACAGUUUUCUUGUUGGAACAGACGAAGGGAUUAUUUACCUCUGUANGAUAUCGGGAUUAGAAUUUCUGAACAGUUAUUCUGCGCAUAAUACUCCAGUUUACAAUAUACAAUGGAAUACCUUUAUUCCUAAUAUAUUCAUCAGCUGUGCUGCAGAGUGGAUUGUUAAAAUUUGGGACAAAAACUCAACGAAACCCUUGUUUAUGUUUGAUCUCAAUUCACAGGUUGGUGAUAUAGCUUGGGCACCAUAUUCUAGUACUGUAUUUGCUGCCGUUACACUAGAUGGCAGGGUACAUAUCUAUGAUCUGUUUAUAAACAAGUACAACCCCAUCUGUGUACAAGCAGUUGUACCAAAGAAAAGGGCCAGAUUAAAUCAUAUUGCAUUUAAUCAAUGCUAUCCGAUCAUAAUUGUUGGUGACAGUAGAGGUUAUGUCCAGUGUUUAAAACUGUCCCCUAACCUCCGACGGCAGAGUAAAGAAGUAAAGAUUGCUCUUCUAAACCGUGAUAUUAAGAAAGCUGGAGAAAUGGAAAUCAAGAAACUAGAUCAACUUCUUGGACAGGUUCGUGAACCUGAAGUUGAGAGUGAGGAAGAUGAAGACUAAAAACGUCAGAUGAAGAUGAAGAUGGAAAUAAAAAUUAUAAAAAUUAUUUACGAAGAAGUGUCCAUGAGUAAUAAAGUAAACAAUAGUUUGAUAAAAAAGUUUAUUAUUUAGACAAACUUUUCUUUCUAGAACAGUCUAUAGAUAAUGUAUUAAUAUUUAUGAGAAAUUAAGAGAAAACAUAAAGAUAUGGACAUAUUGUAAGUAUUGCCUGAAAAAGAAAAAAUUGGAACGAAUUAACUCCAAUCUAAAGCACAAAAAAUGUCAAAUUUUUGCGAAAUUGCUAGUACGACAUUGAGAGCAAUGACUGAUUCACAACAGGUCCCUUGAAACCUGUAUCUUAUAAAUUCCAUGGAAGAAAUUCUAAAUGAUCGUUAACACCUAUCCUUUGUUAACGAUUGUCAUGUU